Symbiodinium natans is the source of this 1923-nucleotide messenger RNA. The record is from the annotation of a GenBank genome assembly. Lineage: Eukaryota; Dinophyceae; Suessiales; Symbiodiniaceae.
AUGAAGGAUAAGGGUAAGAAAGAGAUGGAAGCCGAGCAGGUUCAGUUCGGAAAGUUCGACCAGUUCUGUGAAAUGACGCUGGCAGAUAAGGGCCGCUCCAUCAGCGAUGCAUCUGAUAAGAUCGAGACCUUGGAGGCUGACAUCCAGCAGGCAAUUUCCGAGGCGGAGCGUCUGACCAACGAGAUCGCUGCUCAUGAAGGCGACAUCCAGUCUGCAACGACCGAGAAGACCGAGGCCACCGCCCUCCGUGAGAAGGAGCGUGGCGAGUUCCAAACCACUCUGCAGGACUACACGGAGUCGGUCGAUGCGAUCGGACGGGCAUUGAAGGCCCUCAAGGAAGAGGACAAGAAAACGUCCUUUGUUCAACUGACGGCUGCCAAGAGCAUGAAGCUGAUGCCGAGCGAGGCUGUUGACAGCAUUGAUGCCUACCUGAAUGCCAACAAGCCAAGCAAGCCGAGCUUCAUCACGCAGAAAACAGCUGCCACGAAGCCCGAGCCGAAGACUUACGAGUUCCAGUCUGGUGCCGCAAUCACAAUGCUGGAGACCCUGGCAGACAAGUUCGUCGACGAGCGCAACAAGCUGGAGCAGGAGGAGCAGGCCAAGCGCCAUGCCUUCGAGCUCCUCGCCCAGCAGCUGACGGCCCAGCUGGCGCAGUCCAAGAAGGAGAAAGCAGAGAAGGAGCAGUUCAAGGCCAAGAAGCUGCAGAGCAAGGCAUCCUCCGAGGGAGACCUUGCAGAGACCAAGGCAGACAAGGAGGCCGACGAGAAGUACUCCGCAGACCUGAAGGCCACCUGCAAGAAGAAGGCCGCGGCCUUUCAGGAGCGCCAGAAGACGCGGCAGGAGGAGAUCGAGGCCGUCAGCAAGGCACAGGAGAUCAUCUCCAGUGGCUCCGUCGCUGGUAAGGCCGAGAAGCAUCUGCCGAGCCUUCUGCAGAAAGGUGCAGCGCUGGCCUUUUUGCGUUCUGAGAGCCACUCCCCGAAGCAGGACCAGGUGGCACGCUUCUUGCAACAGCGGGCCACCGCCUUGAACAGCCGCAUGCUCUCUGCCCUGGCAGUGCGCGUGGGCGCCGAUCCCUUGGCCAAGGUCAAGCAGAUGAUCCAGCAGCUCCUCACCAAGCUGAAUGACCAGGCCAAGGAGGAGGCAACGAAGAACAACUGGUGUGUCACGGAGCUUUCCACUAACAAGGCCACGCGCGAGGAGAAGACGGACACCUCCGACUCACUGCAGUCGGAAAUCGACACCUUGAAGGCCUCCAUUGCGAAGCUUAUGGAUGAGAGCACCACGUUGAGCAAAGAAAUCUCUGAGCUGGAUUCAGCAAUGGCCAGUGCCACGGACUUGCGCGAGAAGGAGGAAGCCAAGAACAAGGUUGCAGUCGCAGAUGCCAAGGAAGCACAGGAAGCUGUGGCGCAGGCCCUGACAGUGCUCAAAGAGUUUUAUGCCAAGGCAGCCGGUGCGACUUCCUUCGUCCAAGCCAGUUCCGCAUCCACUGUAGCUCAUGGCCAGCCGGAGAUCUUCGGCGACGAGGCCUACACGGGCAUGGGCGGAGACAGCGGUGGUGUGCUCGGCCUGCUGGAGGUCAUCGAGAGCGACUUCGCGCGGCUGGAAGCAGAGACGACUGCGGCCGAGGAGGCAGGCAAGAAGGAGUACGAGGAGUUCAUGGAUGACUCUAAGGCUGACAAGGCCACCAAGGAGACGACCCUGAAGCAGAAGACCACAAAGAAGAACACCGCAGCACAGGAGCUGAGCACCCGCCAGAGUGACCUGGAGGGAACCCAGAAGGAGCUCGAGGCCGCCAAUGCCUAUCUCGAGAAGCUGAGGCCUGAGUGCAUCGACACAGGCAAGUCCUAUGCAGAGCGCAAGGCCCAGCGGGAACAAGAGAUCAAGGACCUGAAGGAGGCUGUGGAAAUGCUCGAGAACCUGUGA